Micromonas commoda is the source of this 1515-nucleotide messenger RNA. Its product is annotated as Hydroxy/Aromatic amino acid permease family. Gene Ontology annotation, biological process: amino acid transmembrane transport. The transcript has a single exon. Bases 1 to 1515 code for a protein of 504 amino acids. NCBI's taxonomy places the organism in Eukaryota, Viridiplantae, Chlorophyta, Mamiellophyceae, Mamiellales, Mamiellaceae. The record is from RefSeq and is a predicted model, not a curated record.
AUGUCACUGAGCCUCCUGCCGACGACGGGACCCGGCGCGGUCGUAUCCGCGACCCGAUGCGGCGCGCGGACGCGUGCGGUCGGGUUUCCGCGCGCUCGAUGGGGCCUCAUCCGUCCCGACCAACAACUCGCACGUCGUCGGCCGACGACGGCGGAGUUCCGCGGGCGACCCUCGUUCGCGGUGAGCGUCGGCAGCGCGGUCCCCGAGCCGGGCCCCGAGGACGUUUCCAUCGCCGACAUCGUCCCCGACAUCACCUCGAUAGACGAGUCCCUGCCCCCGAGCCGCUCGUGCAUCGAGUCCGAGGCGUUUCUCGCGCACGACGGCGACGGCAUCGCGCACGGCGACGAGGGCGAGGAAUGGGAGGCGGCGUUGCUCAUCACCGGCACGGCCGUCGGCGGCGGGUCGCUCGCGCUUCCCUAUUUCUGCGCGGCGGGCGGCUUCGUCCCCGCGGUGGGCCUCCUCGCCAUCUCCUGGGCGGCGCUCCUGGGCUCGGCGUUGACCCUCGUCGAGCCCACCAUUCGGGUAUGGGAAGAUAACCCGUCGGUGGCGGUGUCCAUCCACACCGUGGUGGAGACCUACCUCGGCAAGCUCGCGGGCGUCGCCGCGGGCGUCACGUUCUGGAUCCUCAUCAACUGCACGCUGGUCUCCCAGCUCGCCAAGUGCGGCCAGCUCGCGGCGCUCGCCACGGGCGUCGCGGCGAACGGCGGCGCGUGUGUAUGGGCCACGAGACUGGGAACUCUGUUAACGGCGCUCGUAAUCGCGGGCGCGGCGUUUCGGAGAGACGUCGGCCGGAUAAACGCGCUCGCGACGACCGGCCUGUUCUGUUCCUUCGCGGCGGCGUGCCUGGCUGGUGCCGCGGGCAUCUCCACGAACGCGCUGGCCAAGGCGAACCUCCUGCUCGCCGUGCCGGCGCUGCCCGCAAUCAUGCAGACCAUGACGUACGCCGAGGCUAUCCCCACCGUCGUCGACAUGUGCCGCGGGUCCCGCAAGAAGAUCCGGCGCGUGCUCGCCGUCGGAAGCCUCGGCCCCGCGCUGAUGUACGUGCUGUGGCUCGCGGUGACGCUCGGGAGACGGGAUCUCGCGGCGUUCGGCGCCUCCGGCGGCGACUUGGCCGCGAAGAUCCUCGCCGACGGCGGCAUGCUCGGCGCCGCGACGGCUUCCAUCGCGGUGUGCGCCUCGGUUAGCACUUUAAUCGGGUGCUACCUCGCCCUCUCGCGGUUCAACGCGGACACGUUCCACCUGCCGCUGAACAAGGGGUGCACGAAGCUGCUGGCGCUGACCGUGCUGCCGAGUUUAGUCCUGGCGAUGAAGGGUCCGGAGCUGUAUUACCUCGCGAUCAAAUUCGCGGGUACGGUGCCGGUGGCUUUCAUGUGGGGGGUGCUGCCGCCGCUGGUGAUGUGGAAGCAGUACGACGGGGACCAGAAACUCGGUGUCGGGCUGAAGGCGAUCCUGGCGGCGGGCGUGGGCGUGAGCCUCGCGGCGAUGGGCUACGGGAUCUUGGGGUUUGAAGUGUGA